AUGAAUCAAGAUUUGCUUCUUUGCAAUAAUGUGGAUGAGGAUGAGAGAUGGGCAUGUGUCAGAGCGGUGAAACUAAACGAAUCCCCUUUUGAAAACACAUUUAUCCCAUUGACUUACGUCUAUUUAUUCUUGAAAAUCGUGGCCACACCAAUUCUCUUUUAUGGCUUUUAUUUGGCUGCAUUUUGCUCAUCGCAUCUAACGUCCAACAUUCUCAAAUAUCAUGUGCUCAAUUUUCAGAUAAUCAGCGCUUUUUGGGAUAUUUUAUGCUUUUUCAUCACUGAACCACACGGAUUUUUCCCGCUAAUCGCUGGUGAUUUUCGUGGAAUCGCCUACAAAUGGUUUCACAUUCAUCCAUUCAUUUGUGUGAUUGCACUUGUCGUCAGCGCCUCACUCCUCCCCGCCGCAAUCUUUCAAACGCUUUUUCAGAAGAUUCAAAUCCUUCUCUCGCCUGGUCAUCCAUUCAAAUUAAAAAAGGAAAACGUUUGUCUUGAUUUUAGUCAAUAUCCAUUCAUCAGCGAUUUCUUGAAUCAACCACAAAUGUUAGCAAUGACAUAUCGAGAUGAUUGGAUAGCAAAUGCUUGGGUGACAACGAUCUUCUGGUUGGGAAUGAUUUAUAUGAUUGGAGCAAUCACUAUCGCUUUAGCCUCUUGGCUUUAUGUGAACAAUCGAAAUGGAAGCCUGCUCUCGUGUCCGAUCGUUCGUGCGACAACCAUCUCCGAUCCGAUUUACGAUGGAGUACUAAUCGUGUCGAAUUGUGUGAACACCGCUAGUCAAUAUCAACCACUCAAAACGAUCGGACAAACGCUUAUCGAUUAUGCAUCGCUUAACAAAUCCGUGCACUCAACCGCCUCACUCAUCCCAGUCUCAAAAUCGGAAGUGCCAAGCGGCCGAUUGAUCUUUUCCGGGACGGGACCAUUGGAAAGAGAUUAUGACGACGUGAGACGCUUCUCCCAGGCUGCAACGAGAGCUAUGAAAUUAGCUCUUUCGGCCGGUCUCCGUUCUCCACUCCUUGUCACCGUCCCAAAUGCGGCUCAUCCGCAUGCGGAAUUCGUUUCCGCUCUCGGCGCUCUCAUGCCAUCAUACACUCCACUCAACGUUCGCCUUGAGGAAAACAAGCAAAAACUCGAGAGAAUCGGAUUACUAUCAGAGUGUACAUCGAUCGACAAAUUGCUGCUAGCCAUGGAAGAGGCGUUCACCGUUUCUCGAGACGUCGGAGAAACUGAUCCACAACGAAUGGCUCCACCCCGAGUCGCUGACUACAUCGAGGAAGCCUUUUCGGGCAGUUCGAUUAAAGUGGAAGUGACGUCGGAUCAAGAUGAAAUCGCUAAAGAAUACCCAUUGAUGGCAGCCGUGAAUCGAGCGGCUAGUGGGAUCAAAGAGCAUCAUGCGCGUCUCAUUCGACUCGAGUACAAUCCCGAAGGGAAAAUCGAUGAGACUUAUUUCUUUGUCGGAAAGGGAGUGACCAUCGACACCGGUGGUUGUGAUCUCAAGGUGAACGGAGUGAUGCACGGAAUGUGCCGUGACAAGUUCGGAGCCGCUGUCGUUGCCGGUAUCUUCAAGAUUCUUGAUUUGUUGAAACCAAAAGGAAUCAAGGCGAUCGGCUACAUGUGUAUGGUGCGUAACAGCAUCGGCUCCAAAGCGUACACCUGUGACGAAGUGAUCACCGCUCGAUCGGGUCGUCGAAUCCAUAUUUACAAUACGGAUGCCGAAGGGCGGAUAACGAUGCUUGAUCCAUUGACGCGCGCAAAAGACGAGGCUUUGCACGAGGCGAAUCCCCAUCUUUACACCCUUGCCACACUCACUGGCCAUGCCGCAUUGACCUAUGGAUAUUAUGCGGCUUUCAUGGACAAUGGACCGGCAAGGCAUGCCCGCACAACGCACAAGAUCCAAAGUGCUGGCGAUGCUUACGGGCAACCCGUCGAGAUCAGUCGAUUACAUUUUGAGGAUUACGAUUUCCACAAUGCCGAGGGCGAACAAGCCGAUGUGCGUCAAGGGAACACGAGACCCUCAGUGCAGACAUUGAGAGGACACAUGACACCGGCCGCUUUCCUAAUAAAAGCUUCCCGCCUCGAUGAGCACGACCAAAGCUCGGCCAAUCCACUCAAAUUCACCCAUAUUGACAUGGGAUCUUGUUGUGGAGAGCAUCCAACAACAUCAACACCCAAUCCAUUAGUGGCUCUUACGGCUGGACUCAUCCUUCCUCGCCUG
Mesorhabditis belari is the source of this 2208-nucleotide messenger RNA. The record is from the annotation of a GenBank genome assembly. NCBI's taxonomy places the organism in Eukaryota, Metazoa, Nematoda, Chromadorea, Rhabditida, Rhabditidae.